GGGAGCUCUGGCGUCUCGACAGACCCAGACUGCUGGGACCGUCAGGGUGGGCUGAUCAGGGGCCAAACCCAGCUACCAUCAUGUCUGGAAGGAGAAGCCACUGGCGCUCUCACCGACAUAAGAGGCACGGUCUGUCCCGCUCCAUGAGAGCCAAGCUCCAGUUCCCGGUUAGCCGCGUGGACCGCCUCCUGCGGGAGGGUUGCUAUGCCCAGCGCCUGAGCUCAUCCACACCGGUCUUCCUCACUGGCGUUCUCGAGUACCUGACGGCCAACAUCCUGGAGCUGGCGGGCCAGGAGGCCCGCAACCACCACAAGAUGCGCAUCACCCCGGAGCACGUGCAGAGGGCCCUGGUGAACAACCAGCACCUGAGCUGCCUCUUUGAAGACAUCACCUCCCUGCCGGCCAAAGGGGCGCCCCGGCUCAGGAAGUGCUGAGGCCCGGGGACCAGAGCCCACAGCCUCCUCUAGG
Ailuropoda melanoleuca (giant panda) is the source of this 468-nucleotide messenger RNA. RefSeq names its product H2A.L variant histone 3 (gene H2AL3). The record is from RefSeq and is a predicted model, not a curated record. Gene Ontology annotation, molecular function: protein heterodimerization activity; DNA binding; structural constituent of chromatin. The coding region runs from base 81 to 434 and encodes 117 amino acids. NCBI's taxonomy places the organism in Eukaryota, Metazoa, Chordata, Mammalia, Carnivora, Ursidae. The transcript has a single exon. Gene Ontology annotation, cellular component: nucleosome.